AUGUCGGCCACAGACGGGCGGCGGAAGAUGGUGCCUGGUAAGGCGCCGGUUCCGACGAAGAAGAAGGGCGUAGUGAAGGAAACAAGAGACGAAGAACUGGCGAUGUUUGCUGAGAUGCACAAACGCGAAAAGGAUCGGCUCGUCAGUCUUCUUCAGCCAGUUUCUGAUGAUUCUAUUGAUGGUUACUCAUUGUACCAUAGAUUAUCUACAGCACAUGGGAAUUUACCAAAAGGACCGUCACAUUCGUCUUUAGGAUACGAGUUUCUUGCUGAGAAAGUUGAUAGUAAAAACGACUAUGACUGGUUAAAGACUCCACCAGCGACGCCUCUAUUUCCAUCGCUAGAGACAGAUGCUAUUAAUGGGCACACUCUAGUUGUUCAACGUGAACUCCCAAUUCUCCAGCCCCUUUCAAGAUUUUCAGGUAAUUAUUCAUCGAAAACAACACCAACAAAAACAAUAAUUGACGACACAUCAUUGGCUACAAAAGUGAAAGCUCCUCCGAGGCUAAGAUCCGUCACACCAACACCAAGGGUUCCAACAAAUUCAUCCUCGUCUCAAGAAAGAAAUGUCAAUAUUAAUACUUUUUCAAAUUCAAAACUAUCAAUUGGAAACACUCAAAAGCUGAACAAAUCAAUGGACAAUAACAACACCAAUGGAAAGCUAAAGCAAAUGAGCAACAUGAUCAAUGGCACAAGUCUUUCCAAAAGCAUGGGGGAAGAAAAAUCAUUAACAAAUGGAUCAGGGGUAAAACCGACAAUUCCCACUAGUAAUAUAAGGACAUCGACCCGAUCGUAUUCUACAUCAAGGGAUCGACCCGUGGGAUCCAAAACUACAACAGGAGUAGCAAUUAUCAAUCAAAAGACAACAGUUCUAGGUCAAAAGACGGGAUCUUAUUGCGAUGACACAAAUAACAAUAUCCGAAAACCUACAAUGAAGAGCAGACAAUCAUGCUCUCCAAGUGUGACCAGGGGACGUAAACCAGCAGCUACCGAACAAGCUAAGCCAGACAACAUUAAUAAGACUAAUGGUACCAUUGGCCGAAACGGUACCCAAUUUAUGGGUAGUAGGAUGGUUGACAAGUUUAUGAAUGCUAGAAAUAUGAAGUCUGGACGACCCUAA
Messenger RNA from Impatiens glandulifera, 1119 nucleotides. RefSeq lists its product as uncharacterized. Gene Ontology annotation, biological process: cortical microtubule organization. Gene Ontology annotation, cellular component: cortical microtubule. The record is from RefSeq and is a predicted model, not a curated record. Lineage: Eukaryota; Viridiplantae; Streptophyta; Magnoliopsida; Ericales; Balsaminaceae. The transcript is spliced from 4 exons. Bases 1 to 1119 code for a protein of 372 amino acids.